ACUCCGAGCCAGGGGCUGUUUCAAAGCCAGGUUGCGCAGCUGGGCCAAGAGGACAGAGCCCUGCACAGCCCGAGCAGCCCUCUGGUUAAGGCGGAGGCCGAAGAGGGGCUCCAGGCACCGAUCUUCGCGUGGCCCGGUGCCCCCGCCCCAGAGGCGUCCCAGGGCGCUUCUUGUCCCCGCAGCAGCCACCCCGCCAGAGUCUGCUGCGCGGUGCCUCUAACCCCGCGCUUAGAAGAAAAACUUCGCGUUCGCAGGCUGAACUGCAGCGCCUCUUCCCAAGUGACUCCCGGAGCCCGGCUCUGCGUGAACUUGCAAAGAAUAAUAGUAACUGUUCACUUGAACCAUCCAGAGCGAGGCCAGCGAGGCUCUGCACUCCCGACCCAAACAAUAGCCUCCUCGUUCAGUGCGCUGCAGCGCGCGGUGCCUCCAGGGCUCGGGUGCAGCUAGCGGUUCCCGCGGGGUUCGAAGGCUACCUUAGGCGGCGACAUGGGAAAGGCGGAACGGGCACGGUGGUCCCAGGGCUCGCAGCCUGCGUCCGUGCUUCUGCUGCUCGCGGCGGCCGCAGCGCUGCUGGUCGUGCUGGUCGUGCCGGGAGCGCUCGGCCGCCCGGCCGAGGAGGACGAGGAGCUGGUGCUACCGGCAGUGGAGCGAGACCCGGGACACAGGGACACGCACCUCCGCCUCGAUGCCUUCGGCCGGCAGCUGACCCUGGACCUGCAACCGGACCGCGGCUUCCUGGCGCCCAGCUUCACACUCCAGACCGUCGGGCGCAGACAGGGCUCCGACGUUCCAAGCCCCGACCCCGUGGGCGACCUGGCGCACUGCUUUUACUCCGGCACGGUGAACGGCGACCCCAGCUCGGCCGCCGCUCUCAGCCUCUGCGAGGGCGUGCGCGGCGCUUUCUAUCUGCAGGGCGAGGAGUUCUUCAUCCAGCCCGCGCCCGCCGCCGCCACUGUGCGCCUCACCCCGGCCGCCACCGGGGAGGAGCUGCCGACGCGGCCCCAGUUCCAUCUCCUGCGACGGAGGCGGCGGGGCGGCGGCGGUGCCAAGUGCGGGGUGGUAGACGACGAGACUCCGCUGAGGGGCGUGGGACCAGAGGGCGAGGGCGCCGAAGCACAGAGGCGGCCUAGGGACUCGGAGCCGCAGCGCGAGGGGCAGCCAACAGGAAGUGGAAGCAUAAGAAAGAAGCGCUUUGUGUCCAGCCCCCGUUACGUGGAGACCAUGCUGGUGGCUGACCAGUCCAUGGCGGAGUUCCACGGCAGUGGCCUGAAGAACUACCUUCUCACCCUGUUCUCGGUGGCAGCCAGGCUGUACAAACACCCCAGCAUUCGGAAUUCGGUGAGCCUGGUGGUGGUGAAGAUCCUGGUCAUCUAUGAAGAGCAGAAGGGACCAGAAGUGACUUCCAACGCUGCCCUCACUCUGCGCAACUUCUGCAACUGGCAGAAGCAGCACAACCCGCCCAGUGACCGAGAUGCCGAGCACUACGACACAGCGAUUCUGUUCACCAGACAGGAUCUGUGUGGGACUCAGACGUGUGAUACCCUUGGGAUGGCGGAUGUUGGAACUGUGUGUGAUCCCAGCAGAAGCUGCUCUGUCAUCGAAGAUGAUGGCUUACAAGCUGCCUUCACCACAGCCCAUGAAUUAGGCCACGUGUUUAACAUGCCACACGAUGAUGCAAAGCAGUGCGCCAGCAUCAAUGUCGACCGGGACUCCCACAUGAUGGCGUCGAUGCUUUCCAACUUGGACCACAGCCAGCCUUGGUCUCCCUGCAGUGCCUACAUGAUCACCUCCUUUCUGGAUAAUGGUCAUGGGGAAUGUUUGAUGGACAAGCCCCAGAGUCCCAUACAGCUCCCCUCUGAUCUCCCUGGGACCUUGUAUGAUGCCAACCGACAGUGCCAGUUUACGUUUGGGGAGGAGUCCAAACACUGCCCAGAUGCAGCCAGCACAUGCUCGACCCUCUGGUGCACGGGCACCUCUGGCGGGUUGCUGGUAUGCCAAACCAAACACUUCCCCUGGGCAGACGGCACCAGCUGUGGAGAAGGGAAAUGGUGUGUCAACGGCAAGUGUGUGAACAAAACCGACAAGAAGCAUUUUGAUACUCCUGUUCAUGGAAGCUGGGGGCCUUGGGGACCCUGGGGAGACUGCUCGAGAACCUGCGGUGGAGGUGUUCAGUAUACGAUGAGGGAAUGUGACAACCCAGUCCCCAAGAAUGGAGGGAAGUACUGUGAAGGCAAACGUGUGCGAUACCGAUCAUGUAACAUUGAAGACUGUCCAGAUAAUAAUGGAAAAACUUUCAGAGAGGAACAAUGCGAGGCACACAAUGAGUUCUCCAAAGCUUCCUUCGGGAGUGCGCCCCCAGUGGAGUGGACACCCAAGUACGCUGGCGUCUCCCCCAAGGACCGGUGCAAGCUCAUCUGUCAAGCCAAAGGCAUUGGCUACUUCUUCGUUCUGCAGCCCAAGGUGGUAGACGGCACUCCGUGCAGCCCGGAUUCCACCUCUGUCUGCGUGCAAGGACAGUGUGUGAAAGCUGGUUGUGAUCGCAUCAUCGACUCCAAAAAGAAAUUCGAUAAAUGUGGCAUUUGUGGAGGAAAUGGAUCUACAUGCAAGAAAAUAUCAGGAUCAGUUACUAGUUCCAAACCUGGGUAUCAUGACAUCGUCACCAUCCCCGUGGGAGCCACUAACAUCGAGGUGAAGCAGCGCAGCCAGAGGGGGUCCAGAAACACCGGGAGCUUCCUGGCCAUCAAAGCGGCCGACGGCGCGUACAUCCUGAACGGCGACUUCACGCUGUCCACGCUAGAGCAGGACAUCACCCACAAGGGCAGCGCCCUGCGCUACAGCGGCUCGUCCGCGGCGCUGGAGAGAAUUCGCAGCUUCAGCCCGCUCACGGAGCCCUUGACCAUCCAGGUGCUGACGGUGGGCAACGCCCUGCGGCCGAAGAUCAAAUACACCUACUUCGUGAAGAAGAAGAAGGAGCCGUUCAAUGCCAUCCCGAUGUUCUCGGAGUGGGUCAUUGAGGAGUGGGGCGAGUGCUCCAGGCCCUGCGGACGGGGCUGGCAGAGAAGGCUGGUGGAGUGCCGAGACCUCAACGGGCAGCCCGCUGCCGAGUGCGCCAAGGAGGUGAAGCCAGCCAGCACCAGGCCCUGCAACGACCAGCCCUGCCCCCGCUGGCAGCUGGGGGAGUGGUCGCCCUGCUCCAAGACCUGUGGGAAGGGCUACAAGAAGAGAACCUUGCAGUGCCUGUCCGACGACGGCGGGGUGUUGGCUCACGAGAGCUGCGAUCCCUUAAAGAAACCGAAGCAUUACAUAGACUUUUGCACGAUGACAGAAUGCAGCUAAGCAGGCCCGGCGUGGAGGGAGAGAAGAGGUGAGGAAGGGCUGAGGCAUUGAAAUCAAGAAGGCUGGGCGGAUCCAGUACACCUUGCUGGUGACGUUACAGUCUGUCCCCUGGUGCUGAUUCACUACUUGGUAUCCUGGGGGUUGGGAACCGCAAAGCUGGAGAAAGGUGAGAUUCUUAGUUUAAGGUGUGGCUUACUUUACCUCACUGGCAGUGGAGGGAGAGGAGUGCAAAGAGGAGCUUUGACCAGCACUGUGCACGGUUGCAAUGCUUUCGGAGAAGGUCAUGUCAUCCUCUCUACCGAGAGUUAAGAAUUCAAGAAUGUCCACCCUGGAGAAAAAAGGUUAGCGAUGACAGAUGACUCCAUCAUUUCCUUCUGGUGCCAUUCUCGUGUCUUUGUGCAUUUAUUUUGACGAAGAAACAAUUCUAUGGGUUUGUAAACAUGGGCUAAGUCUCCAAAGGGAAAACAGCAGCGACGUGUCAGGUGCUGGUAAAAACCAGAGGAGGUGCCCCCAGCUCAGUAUCUCCUACCUCCCCCUCCUCCUUGUGUAAGCCUACGCUGGGGAUGUGGAUGUGGAAACUAGUUUGAGUCUCAAGAAAGUCAGCAAGAUCACACACACAAAAAGGCCGUCAUGCCAAAACAAGAAUGGGGUGAGCAGAACCGGUCCCCAGUGUUUGGGGACAGUGAGAUCCUUUGUCUCAUGAUGGGGAAGCUACUGAGGGGUAGCAGGGCCAUCCCCAGCAGCUGGUCCAACAGUCAUAUCCUGGUGAAUGUCUGUUCAGCUCUUCUACUAUGAAAGAAAAUUACUUUUUCCAUAUGUAUAUAGUAAAAUACGUUACUAUAAA
This is a messenger RNA of Molossus molossus (Pallas's mastiff bat), 4180 nucleotides long. It is a transcript of the gene ADAMTS1, whose product is annotated as ADAM metallopeptidase with thrombospondin type 1 motif 1. Gene Ontology annotation, biological process: proteolysis; extracellular matrix organization. Bases 487 to 3336 code for a protein of 949 amino acids. The record is from RefSeq and is a predicted model, not a curated record. Gene Ontology annotation, molecular function: metalloendopeptidase activity; zinc ion binding. Lineage: Eukaryota; Metazoa; Chordata; Mammalia; Chiroptera; Molossidae. The transcript is spliced from 9 exons. Gene Ontology annotation, cellular component: extracellular matrix.